This is a messenger RNA of Eucalyptus grandis, 777 nucleotides long. RefSeq names its product glutathione S-transferase U19. Gene Ontology annotation, cellular component: cytoplasm. Gene Ontology annotation, biological process: glutathione metabolic process. NCBI's taxonomy places the organism in Eukaryota, Viridiplantae, Streptophyta, Magnoliopsida, Myrtales, Myrtaceae. Gene Ontology annotation, molecular function: glutathione transferase activity. The record is from RefSeq and is a predicted model, not a curated record. The coding region runs from base 15 to 677 and encodes 220 amino acids. The transcript has 2 exons.
UUACCAAAGUUUCAAUGGCAGAGGAAGUGAUAUUGUUGGACUUCUGGCCGAGUCCGUUCGGGAUGAGGACCAGGAUCGCCCUCAGAGAGAAGGGCGUGCACUUUGAUCAGAGGGAGGAGGAACUUCUCAGCAACAAGAGCCCCCUUCUCUUGCAGAUGAACCCAGUCCACAAGAAAAUCCCCAUCCUCAUCCAUAAUGGCAAGCCGAUUUGCGAGUCCCACAUCAUCGUCCAGUACAUCGACGAGACCUGGGGUCCCGAGUCCCCUCUCUUGCCUUCUGAUCCUCAUGAGCGUGCCCGUGCCAGGUUCUGGGCCGACUACGUGGACAACAAGAUAUUUCCUGCAGGGCUGAUGGUGUGGUGGUCGACGGGGGAGGCCCAGGAGGCGGGGAAGAAUGAUUUCAUCGAGGGCUUGAAGCUGUUGGAGGGAGAGCUUGGGGACAGGGCUUACUUUGGAGGUGAGAGGUUUGGGUUUGUGGAUGUGUCGCUAAUGCCAUUCUAUUGCUGGUUCUAUGCUGUGGAGACAUUCACCAGUUGUAGCAUCGAGGAUGAGUGCCCCAAGUUGGUGGGAUGGGCCAAGCGGUGCAUGCAGAGGGAAAGCGUGGCCAAAUCGUUGCCCGACCAGCACAGGGUCUAUGACUUCAUGGCGGAGGUCAGGAAGAAACUUCAGGUGCAGUAACAACGCCAUGGACUCAUUAUGGUCAUUUCGUGACCGUUUUGUUCACAACUCCUCGCCUUUGGACGAGGAUUAGCUUCUUUUUUUUUUUUUCCUCCCUCAU